UCUCUUUCUUUCUCUCUCUCUCUUUCUCUCUCUUUAUCUCUCUCUCUCUUUCUCUUUCUCUGUCUCUUCCUCUCUCUGUGUCUCUUUCUCUCUUUCUCUCUCUCUUUCUCUCUGUCUCUUGUUCUCUCCUCUCUCCUUCUCUCUGUCUCUUGUUCUCUCCUCUCUCCUUCUCUCUGUCUCUUGUUCUCUCCUCUCUCCUUCUCUGUCUCUUGUUCCCUUCUCUCCUUCUCUCUGUCUCUUGUUCUCUCCUCUCUCCUUCUCUCUGUCUCUUGUUCUCUUCUCUCUCCUUUUCUCUGUCUCUUGUUCUCUCCUCUCUCCUUCUCUCUGUCUCUUGUUCUCUCCUCUCUCCUUCUCUCUGUCUCUUAUUCUCUUAUCUCUCCUUCUCUCUGUCUCUUGUUCUCUUCUCUCUCCUUCUCUCUGUCUCUUGUCGUCUCUCGGUUUCCCGGUAGAUCAGCCCCUCCCCCUCCUCCUCUCUGGACUUUUCUCUUUUACUUUUACUUUCACUUUAGGUCACACAUCUGCACUCACCGCCCCCAGGAGGAAGAAGAGACAACGCUGAGUCCCGGCUGCUACAUUUAUCAAUAUGAAAUCAGAAAAACUGGAUGUGGCGGUGACUUCUCGGGCAGCAGAAAGCAAUGCUCUGUGGAUGAUCAACCACCUGAGGUCCCAAAUGUACCGAGAUCUACUGGGCAGGGUCACCUACCUGCCUAUAGCCAACAGCAACCAAUCAGAGUGGAGAUCUGAGAUACAGAAACAUUCCUUCUCCAUCCUUUACCACACCAGAAACCACGGACGGAUAAACCUCACCGACGUCACCGACUCCCUGUACGACCUCGAGCUCCAGGAACUUUCCGAGACAUUAGGCCGUGACAAUGUGAUGGUGGUUGUAGAUGACUUAGUGAAGAGCGAUGAGGAGGAGAGGCAGCGGAUCCUGGAGCACCAGCCCAGCCUCUCCCGAUGGGCCUCGCAGCUUGUGCUUUUUUCUGUUUCUGAGAAGAACCCGGUUCCUGCGCACAAGCAGCAAGUUCUUCUCCAGACCUUCAGGAGAGCUCAUAAAAAAGAUCAGCAGCAGCACAAUAUAUGGAAGGUGGCCCUCGCGGUAGCCGGAUGUGUGGCAGUUGGGCUACUUGCCAGAAAAUGGUAUAUAAAGAGAAGACCCUUGUAGACGUCAUGUACAGGAGAUCUUGGGGCCCCGAUCAUACUGCAGAGGUUUUAAUUGGCCAACGUCAUCACAAAGAGCGAUUGGACAGCAGCCAUAUUGUAUAUACAGUCUCCUGAACACUACGAUAUGUUAUACAGUAAAAAGGUUUGAUGUUUUACAAUCUCAUUGUGUCAUCUGUUGUUGGGGAUAAGAGUAUUAUGAGUCACUGAGCAUCUUAGUUAAGGUCGGUUAAUGGCACCAAAAUGGGUAAACAGGUUAAGGGACACCUAAUAAUAGUCUUAUACAGUGGGUGAUAUCAUUCCAUAUAAAUAAUAAACCUCAGCUGCUGUACAACAGAAUUAGGGCCUCGUGUCAAUCACU
This is a messenger RNA of Hyla sarda, 1522 nucleotides long. RefSeq lists its product as uncharacterized. The record is from RefSeq and is a predicted model, not a curated record. The transcript has 5 exons. Bases 584 to 1165 code for a protein of 193 amino acids. Lineage: Eukaryota; Metazoa; Chordata; Amphibia; Anura; Hylidae.